Hemibagrus wyckioides is the source of this 3173-nucleotide messenger RNA. It is a transcript of the gene fscn2b, whose product is annotated as fascin actin-bundling protein 2b, retinal. Gene Ontology annotation, molecular function: actin filament binding; protein-macromolecule adaptor activity. Bases 976 to 2448 code for a protein of 490 amino acids. The record is from RefSeq and is a predicted model, not a curated record. Gene Ontology annotation, cellular component: actin cytoskeleton; cytoplasm. Gene Ontology annotation, biological process: establishment or maintenance of cell polarity; actin filament bundle assembly; cell migration. Lineage: Eukaryota; Metazoa; Chordata; Actinopteri; Siluriformes; Bagridae. The transcript is spliced from 5 exons.
AGUUUUCUGUCCAAUCACCAUCAGCAAAGAGCUGGAGACUGGGGAACAUAAUAAAAACACAUGAACCACGGAUAGGAUGGAUUACAGAGCCCAAAAGUGACUGUGGUAUAAGAAUAGCAAGGCGGAAAGAAUGGACAAACAGAAAUAUUAAUAGGGAAGAAGAAGAAGAGUCAAGGCUGACAGGUAAUACACAUUAUAAGAGUGGUUACAUUUGUGCUAAGUAACAACAAAAUUGCCUGGUCAUCUUCAGGAGGACAGAAACUGUUCAUCUUGCUAAAAGGUCUGCCUGUUGAGAUUCAAAGAUGCCUUUAUCUCAAGACCAACUUGAGACUGGUUGGAAAACUAAGAUAUGAAUAAAGAAGAUCUGCAAAGAAGAAAGGGGCAGGAAUUAAUCAAGCCGACAGGAAAGAAGUGUUGCUAUUAAGUAGUACUGUUCAGCAUAGCCCCAGACCAUGUGUCUUUAGGAUUCAGUAAUCCCACAAGUGGUUGUUUGUAGGACAAUCAGGUUAAAGUUGGUUGAAUGCAUUGAAAAAGAGGUAUAGAGAUGGAGAGAAGGACAGGAAGGGAGUGAGUGAGUCAAGAAGAAAAGGAACUGGUGGGAUCAAGGUGACGUCAGCAGCUCACUGGAUUGAGGUAUUGAGUCCUGCUGAUUUUAAUCUGAGCUGAUUAGGAAACAGAAAAACAGAGCCUUGGUAAGCUCUCUUGGGAAGAGACACAACGGACUUUAUUAAAUCACCAAAAGAAAACUCAAAUGACCAACGAACAAAUUCGUAAGAAAAGGAGAUAUAUUUGAAUUAAGUAAGUUACAAAAAAAACAACAGAUUCUUUAGGAGGAUUUAGGAGACUUCAUGCUGGAGAAUUUGUUUUCUUAGUGACAAGCUAGUCAAGACAGGGAGGAGAGGUAAUUAGUUUGGUAAUUGGUUUCAUCUCUGAACUUUUAUUAUUCUGCUUCUUUCACCUGAGUUCUACGCCACAAUGCCUAUAAAUGGCAAUAAAGCCCUCAAGCUUCAGUUUGGGCUGAUUAAUUAUGAAAAUCGCUACCUGACAGCAGAGGCUUUUGGAUUCAAAGUGAAUGCUUCAGCUCCAAGUCUCAAGAAAAAGCAGAUCUGGACACUUGAGCAAGAUGAGACUGAUGGCCAAGUGGUGUACUUGCAGAGCCACCUGGGCCGCUACCUGGCCUCUGACAAAGAUGGCAAGGUGAGUUGUGAAGCUGAGACACAGGAAAAUGCAUGCAGGUUCAUAAUUGUGGCACAGUCAGAUGGCCGCUGGGCCUUGCAGUCUGAGCCACAUCUGCGCUUCUUUGGAGGAUCGAAAGACCACCUGUCCUGCUUUGCUCAAACCAUUGGUGAGCCAGAGCUCUGGACUAUGCACCUGGCCCUUCACCCACAAGCCAACUUGCUAAGCGUAGCCCGCAAACGUUACGCUCAUCUGUCUGCACCUGACAGUGAAAUAGCUGUGGACAGCAACAUUCCAUGGGGUGUUGAUGCUCUUCUAACUCUGGUUUAUGUGGAUGGCAAGUACUGCCUAAAGACUAGUGAUAGCCGCUUUUUGAGCAAUGAUGGGAAACUGUUAUUUGAAAAUGGCAGAGGAACGGUAUACACAUUGGAGCUGAAAUCUGGCAAAUUAGCUUUUAAGGACUGUGAAGGAAAGUACUUGAGCCCAAUGGGACCAACAGGUACCCUACGCUCAGGACGCUGCUCCAAACCAGGCAAGGAUGAGCUGUUUGACCUAGAGGAGAGUCAUCCACAGGUGGUGUUUCAAGCUGCCAAUAACAGAUUUGUCUCCAUUCGACAAGGGGUAAAUAUCUCCGCAAAUCAGGAUGAUGAAACAGACAUGGAGACUUUUCAAAUGGAGAUUGAUAAAGAAAGCAAAAAAUGCAAGUUCAGGACAAAUGAAGGGAACUAUUGGACGCUUGUAGCUCAUGGAGGAAUCCAGUCCACAGCCAAAGAAGUAAGUGCCAACACCAUGUUUGAUAUUGUGUGGCUUGGACGACGUGUGGCACUACAAGCUAGCAAUGGGAAAUAUGUGUGCACCAAGAAGAAUGGACAGCUUGCUGCAGUUAGCGACUCAAUAGGCGAGGAUGAACAGUUCAUUCUGAAGCUGAUAAAUAGGCCCAUCCUAAUUCUCCGGGGUGAGAAUGGAUAUGUGUGCCACCACAAAAACUCUAACACUCUAGAUGCAAACCGCUCAGUUUAUGACAUCUUCAUGUUACAAUUCAGUGAUGGGGCAUACCAUGUGAAAGGUGCAGGCGAGCGGUUCUGGUAUGUGUCCAGCACUGGCUUGGUGUGUUCAGAUGGAGACACACCUGAAGACUUCUACUUUGAGUUCUUAGAGCAUGGGCGCAUUGGAAUAAAGGGCAAAAAUUGCAAGUACCUGCGUGGAGACCAGGGCGGCACACUGAAAUGUGAUGGAGAAACUGCAGAUAGCUCAUCUCUCUGGGAAUAUUGACACCUAGUGGUCAUUUUAAGGACGUUCUGUCUCCUGACUCUCAAAAACCUUGUUAUUGGUUAUUAUGGGGCACAGGGGACAUGGUAUUUUUGAACAUGGAUUGCUGGAAUAUUACACCAGUGGGCUAAAACAGAUGUUUUCUUUGUAUAUUAGCAUAUGUCAAUACUUUCUCAAUAGCUAAACGCUAAUCUCCCAGAUUCUGAACAUGAUAGAUUGUAAACCAAAGACUCUUAAAUUGAAAUAUUAAGUUUUUCAUUUCUGCUUAAUAUUUCUAAAAUAUAAAGUAUUAAAUUAAGUUACUUAAUGUAGCUUUUAUCCUAAUUUUACACAUUACAUGUUGUUGAUUUUUAUCUCUAAUUACAUUUCCCAAAUGUUUAUACAGUCUUAAAAUCUUAAGUCCUGCCAAAAGGCCUUAACCAAUAUUGUUCUUUUUAAUCAUUUGCUCCACAGGCUUAGUUGCCUUUCUCAUUUGUUUUAUUCUUGCCAAUCCUUAAACAAGUGCUAGUUUAAGUAUUGUAGAUGCAGCAUGCUGUGUUUAAAAUAUUUGGCAUGUAGUGCUUACACAAAAAAAUGGUUUUAUUAAAGGGCUUGUCAUGUUUUUACUGAAAACACUGUGAUUAAAUUGCUACAGACAAAACUAGAUAAAAAAAAAAUUCCAUGAACCAUCUGGUGUUUCCCCCUAUAACUAUAUUUAUGAUUUCUGUUACUCUAUGCCGUCUCUGUUU